Gossypium arboreum is the source of this 795-nucleotide messenger RNA. Its product is annotated as transportin-1-like. Gene Ontology annotation, cellular component: nucleus; cytoplasm. Gene Ontology annotation, molecular function: small GTPase binding; nuclear import signal receptor activity. The record is from RefSeq and is a predicted model, not a curated record. The transcript has 3 exons. The coding region runs from base 199 to 795 and encodes 198 amino acids. NCBI's taxonomy places the organism in Eukaryota, Viridiplantae, Streptophyta, Magnoliopsida, Malvales, Malvaceae. Gene Ontology annotation, biological process: protein import into nucleus.
AUAACAAGAUCCCACUAAAAGCUCCUCUGCUUUUUCUUUUUCAUGCUCUGCCAUUUUCCCACCAAAAUUCUCUCAACUUUGUCCAUAACUCUGCUGAAACUCCUCAACCCAAAAAACCCCACCAAAACCCCAUGGUUGCUACUCUUAAAAGUUAAAAACUUAGAGCCGUCACCAAAGAAUUUGGAAUCUGUUUAAAGAAUGAGAAGGACGAUAACUCGGCUUGGGCCAUGGCAGCCACACGCAGAGGGGUUGAACCAAAUAAUUCUCCUGUUGCUGCUAGAUAAUUUGCCGUUUUCUACGGUUAUUAGGACUCAGAUUCGGAUGCAGCUUCUGCAUUUCUCUUUGUUCGGUGAUUUCAACAACUAUCUUGCUUUUAUCCUUUCAAGAGCUAAGGAUGUACCUGUAGAGAUUCGAAAAGUUGCUGGUCUGCUGCUGAAAAAUGGGCUAAUGGCUGUAUACAAUUUGAUAGAGCCUGAACACCAACAAUAUAUAAAAUUACAACUGUUAUAUGGUUUAGGAGAAGCAGAUCAACACAUUAGGUCAACUUGUGGGACGACUAUAUCAAAUGUUAUUCAACAAGGGGGAAUUUUGGGAUGGCCUGAGCUGUUUCAUACUCUUCUACAUUUCCUUAACAGUGGUGAUCCAAAUAGAAAUGGAGGUGCUAUGGAUGCAUUGUCAAAGAUCUCUGAGAAUACACCCGAAUUGUUGGAUUCUGAUGACGCUUGGUCAGGUCAAAGGCCCAUCAACAUAUUCCUUCUUGAAUUGUUUGAGGUGAAAUGCAUUUUCUUGUGUUAA